Condylura cristata (star-nosed mole) is the source of this 660-nucleotide messenger RNA. Its product is annotated as butyrophilin-like protein 2. Lineage: Eukaryota; Metazoa; Chordata; Mammalia; Eulipotyphla; Talpidae. The transcript is spliced from 3 exons. Gene Ontology annotation, molecular function: signaling receptor binding. The record is from RefSeq and is a predicted model, not a curated record. Gene Ontology annotation, biological process: T cell receptor signaling pathway; regulation of cytokine production. Bases 1 to 660 code for a protein of 219 amino acids. Gene Ontology annotation, cellular component: external side of plasma membrane.
AUGGGGCAAUUCCAUGUGAUAGGGCCAAAAGUGCCCAUCAUUGCCAAAGUUGGGGAAGAUGCUGUGCUGUCCUGCCAACUUAGCCCAAUGAUGAACGCUCAGAACAUGGAUGUAAAAUGGUACCGAAACCACUCUUCAGCUCUUGUACAUCAUUAUGGUGCUUCCCAGGAUCAUACAGAGAAGCAGAUGCCAGAGUACCGAGGGAGGACAGGGUUUCUGAAGGAGAACAUCACCAAAGGGCAGGUGGCCCUGAGGAUCCAUUCCAUCCGCCCCUCAGAUGGUGGGGAGUAUAGCUGUUUCUUUGAAAGCUCCACAUACUAUGAUGAUGCAAUAUUUGAAGUAUUGGUGACAGGUUCAGGUAUGGCUCCUCAUAUUCAUGUUGAGCCUGGUAACAAGAAAAUUAGGCUGACCUGUACAUCCACCGGGUGGUACCCAGAGCCUGAGGUGCGCUGGAGGGACCUGAAAGGACAGCUGUUGGUGCCAGAUGCUGAGACAAAGGCAACAGAAGCAAGUGGACUAUUUCGUGUGGAAACAUCUGUAACAGUGGAUGGAAGUUCAAGCGAAGCUGUCUCCUGUCUCAUAAGAAACCCAGUCCUCAGUGAGGAGAAGGAAGUGUAUAUUUCUGUAGCAGGUCAGUUCCCCUCAGAGUCAGUGUCCUGA